AAAACAUCCGCCACAUAAAUAAAAAUUUUAUAGACAGUUGUCAAUUAUAUAUUUUUUAUAUCCCAUCAUGGAAGAAAAACCGUCAACCUCCGGUUUGGCCACAAAAACUACAACAAUAAGGCCCAAGUGUACGCAUCCCCCUGUCGCUACAAUGGUUAACAAGGCUAUCGAAGCUUUAAACACCAAAGGAGGCUCGUCAGUGAAGGCCAUCAAAAAAUAUAUGCAGGUUCAGUAUUUGGUUGAAGCUGAUAAGCUGACGCCCUUUAUUAAGAAAUAUUUAGCCAAGGCUGUGGAUAAUAACGUUUUAAUCCAAGCGAAAGGUAAAGGUUUGACUGGAUCCUACAAGCUAGUCGGUGAACGUAAAAAAGCGAACGCGACCAAAGUCCACGUAACCGCGUCCGAUGUGGCUACAAAUAAAGCAAAAUCGUCUUUAAAAACCCAGAAAUCGACCACUAAUAAACCAUCUGCAACAACAAUCAAGCAAAAACCUGUUGGUAUAGGGGCAACCAAGUCGAAAGCUCCUAAUUUAACCAAGUCAAGCUCCUCCAGCCAAAUCAAGCCAAAACCUGUUGGUAAAAGGGCGUCUCGUGAUAGCCUUGUCUUAGCGCGAAACAGGGAACAAACUUGAAUGAAUUUUGAAUGUGUUUCUUUUUUUAUUUUUAUUUUGUAUUAUCUAAUUAUCUAUUUCUAAUAAACUAGUUUCA
Ceutorhynchus assimilis (cabbage seed weevil) is the source of this 704-nucleotide messenger RNA. The record is from the annotation of a GenBank genome assembly. NCBI's taxonomy places the organism in Eukaryota, Metazoa, Arthropoda, Insecta, Coleoptera, Curculionidae.